AUGGCCGGGAAAAGUCCCGUGAAGACAGGAGCUGUGGCUGGCAAACAGCCGUCUAAUCUUAAGAAACUGAAAAAUCGGAAUGUUGGUGGCAAGUCAGCCCCAGUACUUUCAAACAUGGGUUUGCUCGCCAGACCAAGGCGGUUCAGUCUCAUAUACUCUUCGGAUUCGUCAUUAAGUGCAUUGUCGGACCUAGAGGGCAACCGGAAAACCAGCUUCAAGAACCCAAAAAUGAGCAAGAAAUCCAAGCGAGGCGUAAGUAAUGAGAUGGGCAAGAACGGCAAACUGAUACCAGAAAACGCUGUAGAUUCCGACAGCGAUUCGUCUUCCGAUGUCGGUGCGAUCGACGAGGAAAGCGAUAAUCAAGACAGCAGUAGCGAUGAUGACAACGAGGAAGACGAUGACGACGAUGACGAAGGUGCCGGUAAAAGUGGGAACGGCGAUUCUAGCUCCGCUUCCAGCUCAGAUGAUGACGAUGUAGAUUUUGUCAAACUGAGCGCGGAAAGGAAAAAAAGGGCCAUGCGGGCCAUGAGCGCUAUAAAGCGGGGCAAAUCACCUAAGAAGAGCGACGUAUCUCAUAAAUACAACAGCAAGGAUGGUAAAGCUGGUAAAAAUAUUAAAGUAGAAUCUCUUGGCAAGGAUAAACCCAAGGUCGAAAGUUCCGAUGAAGAUGCUUUGGCGUUCACCUUCAAAAACGAUGGCGGCAUUAAGUUUGGGGACGAGACAAAAGAUACAGCAAGCGAUGAAGAUUUGGGUGAGGAAAUCAACGAUGGUAGAAACUCUUCAACAAAGACUCCUGCAUCCAAGACCGCAGCAGUGGACCGACUGAACGUUCCACAAAUAUCUGAGAGUGAAGAAUCUGACUAUGAAAUCGACCACGACGCAUACCUCAAAAGCAUACAGCACGACGAAGAGGAUAUUGUGGGGCUGGACAAUGGUUUAGAUACUGGUGAAGACGAUGUCCCUAUGUUAGACGAGGAAGAGAAUCAUAUCGUAAUGGAAUUAGAAAACGAUGAUGAGCUCUCAUUCAACGGAAGCAUACACGAAGAAGGUGAAGAUCCUGUAGAAAUUGAGGCACAAAAUGGUAAAAGCGCCAAAUUCAGUAGUCAGACAUACAAAGAUUAUGACGAUGAAGAUGAGGACGAAAUCAUGAGUGAUUUUGAUGAACCAUUCUACGAGGAUCCAAAGUUCGCUAAUCUAUACUACUGUGCUGGAAGUGACCAACCGCUUUCACUGAGCACGUCACUACCUUUGAUAUUGGAUGAUGAGAAGCGGAGAAAUUUGGACAAAAAACAAACAAAGAAAAUGGAACGUGAAGAGCUAAUACGUCGUCGAAAGCUUUCCAGAAAACUCGACAAAGAGCGGAGACAGAAGUCUGCUGCUACCGAUUUGGAUAAUGAGGAAUACCUUUUUGGUGUGUACUUCAGAAGCGACGGGGAGGAGGAAAAAAUCCAUAGCUUGGAGUCACCUUUGCGCCAGUUGGGUUCAGCAGCUGCUUCUGAAACAGACUACUCUAGCGAUGAAGAAUAUGAAAAUAUUUUACUUGAUAUCGCCCACAUGCCAACAGAUGAAGAAAGUUUGGGGGUUUCUGCUGGCGGUUUAGAUCACGAUGAUGAUGAAGACGAUGACGACGAUGAUGACGAUGAUGACGUUAGUAUGUCUAAUGUCUUUAUCGAUAUUGAUGACCUCGACCCCGACUCAUUUUACUUCCAGUAUGAAAGCUCUGAUGGUGAGGAUCUAAACGAAAAUAGCAAAGGCCUGGAGAGAUCCGACCUCGGAAAGUUGGGUGAACCUGAAGACAAGGAUUAUGUGGAGACCGUUGUUUACAUUGAUGGCGAGUCUACAGACGAAGAUGAAACUUUGCCCCCACCUGAUACAAGAAACAAAAUUGGGUCAAAGGCCAAGGAAGUCGUCAGCGCCAACGUUGUAGGGUUGAAACCUCCCAAGCUGGGAACUUGGGAAACCGACAAUAAGCCUUUUAGUAUCAUCGAUGGUUUAUCUACCAAAUCGUUGUAUCCUUUAGCGCAGGAUCAGCAAUUAUUAGAGCAGCAACAACUCCAACAGCAGCCGCUAUCUGCUAGUGAACUCAGUGGAGCUGGAGAGAAGGAGGAGCUUACGCUCAACGAACUUUUGAAUAUGAGUGAGUUGGACGAUGAGGACGGAACUUCUAAUGCUAACAACAAUAACGGCGCUGCAUCCGAAUGGUACAACAAACCAAAAGUGCCACUUUCCGCUUUCAGAAAUAAGGGGGUGGAUGUGACGCAAGAUGAAGAAUACAUGCUCCCGGUUUUCUCUGCAAGGAAAUGUCCAAUUGGUUAUGUCGGAAGUGAAAGAACGAGACGGAAGAUUGAUAGAAUGAAAGAGUUGCAGAAAAAAAAGAGUGAAGAGAGAAGGAAGGUCAAGAAGAAGAAAAAGCUGCUCAAGCUCAAAAGAGAGCGCGACCGGCUGGAAAAAGAAAGUCUUACAGAAGCUACUGCUCCAAUUGAAGCUGAAAACGAAGAAGGGCUAGGCGCUGUGAUCCAAACUGAUUCACUUAGCGCGUCGGACAAAAAGCCGGAUUACGAUGCAAUCGGAGACGCUAAUAGUUCCAAAAACUCUAUUGAGAGCAUGGAUUUGGAUGAUAUCAACAACCUCCUGAGUCAUGCCGACAGUGAUCUCGUGGCGCAUGAAGGUCACGACAUGGAUAUCAUUGGAACAGAAGAUGCUGAUAUUUUGGCCACUCUGACAGCUCCAGUCAACGUGGAUACCAUAGACCAUAAAAAUAUGACUACUGGCGCUGCAUGGAGAAGGCGUCAAAGUGUCGUGGAAGCCGCGGCUGAGAACUUGCGGUUUACAAAGAGCGGCUUGUUUAGUGAGAGCGCAUUAGCUGAUCUUGAACAAAUCAUUGGAGGUUCUGCGGGCUCCGUGAUCGAGUUCAGUGACGUUUUGCAGUAA
Molecule: messenger RNA, 2931 nt
Organism: Lachancea nothofagi CBS 11611
Lineage: Eukaryota; Fungi; Ascomycota; Saccharomycetes; Saccharomycetales; Saccharomycetaceae
Source: the annotation of a GenBank genome assembly